Messenger RNA from Magnolia sinica, 1486 nucleotides. RefSeq lists its product as uncharacterized. Lineage: Eukaryota; Viridiplantae; Streptophyta; Magnoliopsida; Magnoliales; Magnoliaceae. The record is from RefSeq and is a predicted model, not a curated record. The transcript is spliced from 8 exons. Bases 149 to 988 code for a protein of 279 amino acids.
AACAACCCAACGAUCUGGAUUACCGAGACGUGGCCUCAGAUGUUAGAAUUGAAAACCCGCGUAUGUUGCGCAGGUCGUGUAAGAAUUCCCUGUAAAAUAAUAAAAGAUUAUCCUCCUCUCAUCGACGAACUCCUGUUAUCACAGAAGAAUGAACUGCAUAAACUCUGGAACGAAUCCAUUCCUUGUGAUUCAGAAGCUCUCCCUCAGAAGAAAUGCUCAUUUCGGGAAGAUAUCGGUCUCGACGUGCCGUGCCGUUUCGGAGGCGGGAACGCCGAAAGGGUCUGGUACGACAGCUAGGGGUCGAAGGUUGCUGAAAGUGAGGGAAGAGAAGAGGAAAAGGGAGUACGAUCGCUUGCACAACUACCCUGCCUGGGCCAAGGUCCUGGAAGAUGCCUGCAAAGACGACACAGAGCUCCGUGCAGUCCUCGGCGAUAGCAUUGGAAACCCGGAGCUGAUGAGGAAAAGGAUCGAAGAAAGGGUUCGGAAGAAAGGUAAGGAUUUCCGCAAGUCGAAGACAGGUUCGGUCCUGGCUUUUAAAGUCAGCUUCAGAGACUUUAAUCCCAUUGAUUCAUACAUAUGGUUUGAACUUUAUGGUGCUCCAUCAGAUCGAGAUGUUGAUCUUGUUGGCAGUGUUAUCCAGUCAUGGUAUGUCAUGGGGCGUUUAGGAGCUUUCAACUCUUCCAAUCUGCAGUUGGCAAAUUCAUCCAUGGAUUAUAAUCCUAUCUACGAUGCAGAUAAAGGUGCUAAAGUAAUGCCUUCAUCAUUCCAUGAUAUCAGCGAUGUUGAAUUUCAAGAUAAUUGGGGCCGGGUUUGGGUAGAUCUUGGAACAGCUGAUUUCUUUGCUGUGGAUGUGCUACUGAAUUGCUUAACCGUAUUGAGUUCAGAAUACAUAGGCAUUCAACAGGUGGUUUUCGGCGGUCAGCGCAUGGGUGACUGGGAAGAAGGGAUGACAAACCCAGAAUACGGAUACAAGUACUUCAAGAUCUAACAAGAUUCAAUGCAGCUGCCUUUCUGCAAAGAUCUGAGACAGAUCCGAACACUCGAAAAUUCAGAAAAGGUCAUGGACGAGCUUGGACGGGAUGUUGAUGUAGCAUUUGAUAUGCAGAUUGAGCUUCUGUGAGUCCUGCACCCAUGUUUCAUGCAUAAAGUUGGCAAAGUGCUUGUAAGAUCUGAUUCACAGCAAGGAAUCAAGGAACUGUUGUUUAAAUCAGAUGUGAUGCAUUUUUCAAAGACGGGACUAGUGGAUGCAAUGCCCAUGUGGAAUAUGACUCUCCACCGAGUUGGCCAUUGACAUGCCUGCCUGCUCAUGAAUCAGAUUAAGAAGCCUAUGGGUAGUGAUAUGCCCAGAUACUUCAAGAUAGGUAAGCUAUAUGUGUCACUACCAUGAUCUGAUAUUUCAAUUUGUAAAAGAGAUACCUCAAUAUUAAGUUUAAAGGCCAUGUUGAUCUUGGAUUAAAGAAAAGGAUUUUAAAAGCUGUUCCGAUGA